This is a messenger RNA of Magallana angulata, 1095 nucleotides long. RefSeq lists its product as uncharacterized. The transcript is spliced from 4 exons. The record is from RefSeq and is a predicted model, not a curated record. NCBI's taxonomy places the organism in Eukaryota, Metazoa, Mollusca, Bivalvia, Ostreida, Ostreidae. Bases 4 to 729 code for a protein of 241 amino acids.
AGCAUGGGGACGUGCUCAUUACAGAAUCUACUGCAGUUAGCCUUGAUAAUUUCAGUUGUAAAGAAAUUUGAACAAUCUUGUCUGGAAACAAAAAAUUCAACGGAGUGCUGUGCAGAUUUCUAUUUCCACGAUGGGAUUUGUAAACCUUGUAAACCAGGGUGGAUUGGACCAAACUGUAUAGCGAUGUGUCCCUAUCCAACAUAUGGCCACAAGUGUAUAAAUCUGUGCGAGUGCACAAAAAAUGAGUGUGACGUGUCUGAGGGAUGCAUUCAAAAUGCAAACUUCAUUGGGACAACGGAUAAAGGAUUGCUUGUACAAGUAUCAACGCUCGUGUACAAAAUUCAACCAAGCACCAAAUUGGAUGACAUACAUGUAUCCGACAAACAAAACUACGAUAACUCCAUCAAUGACAAAUCACUAGACACGUCACAUCUCCUAUUAAUCGUAAUCCUAUCAUCAGCAUCGUCCUUAGUCAUCUCAGUUGUCGUCAUUGUCAUCGUUGUCUGUCGUCGAAGCGGCCAAUCAAAGAAAAGAGAAGAGAGUAUACGAAAAAGAAAGUCGGCGGCAUCACAAGGUAGAGCUUCCACGUCCUAUCAUGAAAUUGAUGAAUUUCAUCUUUCUCCCGAUAUAUUAUUUCAGCGACAAAGCAAUGGAGGGAGUUACAUUGACCUUGACCAAACAAAGGUAGAGAAAAGUAAAUACACAACGUUACCCCAGGUGCCAAAUUAGUAACUCGUCAAAAUAUCAUUGAAGGAGAAAAAAAAUCUUGGAUUCACGCAAUUUUAUUUAUGUUCUAUCAUGCUGCACAAACUCACCGCAGUUAAAUUUUUGCUGAGUAAAAAAUUGAAUCAAACACCGAGGUUGAUAUUCAAAUUUUCCGUAAGACCUUUUUAUUAAAUGUGUGUUGAUGAAAUUCUACAUCUCAAAAUGGACAUGUAAGAUUUGUUUUAAAAAAUAGUAGCGACAGAAUAAUUCGCAUGUGACGUACUUUGAUGAAAAAAAGCAGUUUUGUUACGAACAUUCAAUUUUAUUUUUCAAUUUUCUUGUAUGUAGUCUCAAAGUAGCUUACCAUGAAAUAUAUCAAUUUUUGUUAAA